AUGCAUCGGCGAGGCGGGAAAAGAAUCCGAAUGGAUGAUCCUCCUCCGGAGUAUGUGAAUCCGAUGACUCCGGCAACACCAAUGACUGAUUAUGGUGGACAAUCAAUUCAUGAACCAGAAAUUCCGAAUGUAAAUUAUUCAGGAUUUAAUGUUGGAGCAGUAGUAAAUUCAACGGCAACAGAAGCGCCGAGAGACGAACCAGAGGAACAACAGGAAGAAGAAGCUCGCUCACCAUCUCCAGCUCCCACGAAGCGUAUUACGAGAAGUCGAGGACGAGGUGGAGAUGGUGGCUUCGUAGGCAGAUUAGCGGAGUCUCCGCCACCGCCUCCUCUGCGCAGGCGUGGAAGGGGUGGUCGCGGGCGUGGCCGCGGCCGUGGUGCGGCUCCACCACCAGCGUCUUCACCACCGCCUGUUCUCAUGCCGGGUGAUGAUGAGAACAGUCUCUACAAUAUUCUAAGAUUUAACAAGACUGCUAUUAACCAAGUUGUAGAUAUGUGGAUAGAGGAAUACAAGAGUAAUAGGGAAAGUGCUUUAGUCCAAUUAAUGCAAUUUUUCAUCAAUUCCUCUGGUUGCCGUGGCAAGGUAACCCCUGAUAUGGCAUCCAUGGACCACACGCUUAUAAUUAAGAAAAUGACCCAAGAGUUUGAUGAGGAAAGUGGUGAAUAUCCUUUAAUUAUGAGUGGCCAAACAUGGAAGAAGUUCCGUUCCAAUUUCUGUGAAUUUAUACAGACCUUGGUGAAGAUGUGUCAAUAUUCAAUCAUAUAUGACCAGUACCUCAUGGACAACAUUAUAUCAUUGCUAACUGGGCUGUCUGAUUCUCAAGUGAGAGCUUUCAGGCAUACUGCAACCUUAGCAGUAAUGAAGUUGAUGACAGCGCUGGUGGAUGUGGCACUUUUGACAAGUGUGAAUUGUGACAAUUGCCUGCGGCAGUAUGAAGCUGAGCGAUUGAAAGCUCGCGACAAGCGAGCCAACGAGCGGCUCGAAGUGCUUGUGGCUAAGCGGCAGGAGCUUGAGGAGAAUAUGGAGGAGAUCAAGAACAUGCUUUCAUACAUGUUUAAGUCUGUUUUUGUGCACAGAUACAGAGACACAUUGCCAGAUAUAAGAGCAAUUACAAUGGCUGAGAUUGGCAUCUGGAUGGAAAAGUUUCCUGCACACUUCCUUGAUGAUCUCUACCUCAAAUACAUUGGCUGGACCUUGCACGACAAGGUAGGAGAAGUGCGGCUACGUUGUCUGCAAGCACUACAGCCAUUGUAUGAAUGUGAAGAGCUGAAAAGCAAGCUGGAGCUGUUCACUUCCAAGUUUAAGGACCGUAUUGUGUCCAUGACAUUAGACAAAGAGACCGAGGUUGCAGUGCAUGCUGUUAAACUUGUUAUAGCUAUUCUAAAGAUGCACCCGGACGUGCUGACGGAUAAAGACUGCGAGAACGUGUACGAGCUGGUGUACUCGUCGUGGCGCUCGGUGGCGGCCGCGGCGGGGGAGUUCCUCAACGUGCGGCUGUUCCGUGCCGACGAGUCGGCUGCCGGCGCUGCCACAGCUGCCACGCGUUCACGCCGUGGCAAGCAGCGUCUGCCUAACACGCCGCUGCUGCGCGACCUCGUGCAGUUCUUCAUCGAGUCAGAGUUGCAUGAGCAUGGAGCUUAUCUUGUAGAUUCUUUGAUUGAUUCCAAUCCGAUGAUGAAGGACUGGGAAUGCAUGACUGACUUGCUAUUGGAAGAGCCAGGGCCUGGAGAGGAGGCACUUGAUAAUAGACAGGAGUCGUCGCUGAUCGAGCUGAUGGUGUGUUGCGUACGGCAGGCAAGCACGGGCGAGCCGCCUGUGGGCCGCGGCCCGGCGCGCAAACAUCACCAGCCGCUCUCCAAGGAGCAGGCCAAGAUGGUGAGCGAUGAUCGCGCGAAGAUGACUGCUCACUUCAUGGUUACACUACCAGCAUUAUUGGAAAAGUUCGGUGCUGACCCUGAAAAACUUGCAAACUUAGUGGCUAUUCCGCAGUACUUCGAUCUUGAACUCUACACUACGCAACGUCAGGAGGCGAACCUGACGCUGCUGCUGAACAAGGUGCGCGAGAUCAUGAGCACGCAGACGGAGUGCGAGGUGCUGGAGACGUGCGCGCGCACGCUGGAGCUGCUGUGCGCCGAGCGCUGCGCCGUGUACUCGCGCUGCAACGUGGCGCGCGCCACGCUCGUCGACACCAUCGCGCACAAGUACCGCGAGGCGAUCGACGACUUCCGCAACCUCAUCGAGGGCGGAGAGACACCAGAUGCAGACGAACUGUUCAAUGUAACCAAUUCAUUGCGCAAAGUAUCCAUAAUGUACAUGUGUCACAAUUUGAAUGAUACAAACAUUUGGGAAUCGUUGUUUGAGGAUCUACCAAGAUGUGUUGUGGAGAAUGACCCAAUGCCUGCACAGGCGUUGGUGUACGUUGUGCGCGCGUGCUUCUACUCGAUCCUGUGGUCGCUGCACGAGCUAGAGGAGCGCGGGGCUGGCGCGGGUGGAGCGGGGGGCGGCGCAGCGGGCGAUGCUGAGCUGCUGCGCGAGCGUCUGCACGCGUACUGCGCGCACUGCAGGGACAUCGUGGCACGCGGCAUCACGCCCGAGCUCCGCGAGGAGGCGUACACGAGUAUAUGCGACUUGCUGAUCUUCUUCGCGGAGCAGCUGCAAACGCUGCCACCACGCGGCGGAGCCGCACUUCCGCCGUCUGGUGUACGAGCCCGACGCGCCGCUCUGCGACCUGCUCAACGACUUCAUCCAGCAGUUCGUCUUCGUGCAGCCCAACUACGUGUUAAUGAGCACCGCGUUGCAGAUGGUCAAGAUGAGAGACGUAUCGAGGAAUUACACAAACGUCGCAACUUCCUGGCCGCGUACUGCAAGCUCAUCGUGUACAACGUGGCGCCCAUACGUCGAGCCGCGGAUGUUUUCAAACAUUAUAUUAAGUGCUACAACGACUACGGUGACAUCAUCAAGGCGACGCUGAGCAAGGCGCGCGAGAUCAACAAGCUGAGCUGCGCCCUCAGCAUGCAGCUGGCCAUGCAGGCGCUGUUCACCGAGCUGCAGCAGCUGCAUGGCACCGCGCAGCGCUCGCAGCCAGAGUUCCUGGAGCUCAAGGAGCUGGCGAAGCGGUUCUCGGUGAUGUUCGGGCUGGACGCGGUGAAGAACCGUGAAGCGCUGACGGCGUUGCACCGUGCCGGCAUCGCGUUUGCGGCGCUGGAGUCCAGCGCUGCAGGCGCUGCGGGCGCGCCGCCGCAGAACCUGCUGUUCCUCGAGCCGCUGGCCGAGUUCUCCAACAAGCUACUGCGCCAGGACAAGCGCCACGUGCUGCGGUUUCUGGAGUCGCGGCUGCAGGCAGGCAUGACAUGGCGUGAAGAGUGGGGCGCGCUGCAGACGUACCGCAGCUCGCUGCUGGCCGAUGCGCCAGACGAGCGCCCGCCGCCCGCCCGCCGCCACUACACGCGCCGCGCACGUGGUCACGAAGACGAGGAGGGCGAAGAAAAUGCUGACUCUGACCAGGAACAGCCCGGCGUGACGCAGACGCCGGCGCGGCGGCGGCGAGCAGCGCGGCGCGCAUCGCGACGAGCGCGCGCCUCGCGCCGUCGUUCGCUGCGCCCCACGCCGCGCCGCCUCGACCACAAGUCAGUACCUACAUCACGCACAACACACAGCUAUACACAACGUACAACAAGACGCCGGCGCGGCGGCGGCGAGCAGCGCGGCGCGCAUCGCGACGAGCGCGCGCCUCGCGCCGUCGUUCGCUGCGCCCCACGCCGCGCCGCCUCGACCACAAGUCAGUACCUACAUCACGCACAACACACAGCUAUACACAACGUACAACAAGACGGCGGCGAGCAGCGCGGCGCGCAUCGCGACGAGCGCGCGCCUCGCGCCGUCGUUCGCUGCGCCCCACUCCGCGCCGCCUCGACCACAAGUCAGUACCUACAUCACGCACAACACACAGCUAUACACAACGUACAAAAAGACGCCGGCGCGGCGGCGGCGAGCAGCGCGGCGCGCAUCGCGACGAGCGCGCGCCUCGCGCCGUCGUUCGCUGCGCCCCACGCCGCGCCGCCUCGACCACAAGUCAGUACCUACAUCACGCACAACACACAGCUAUACACAACGUACAACAAGACGCCGGCGCGGCGGCGGCGAGCAGCGCGGCGCGCAUCGCGACGAGCGCGCGCCUCGCGCCGUCGCUCGCUGCGCCCCACGCCGCGCCGCCUCGACCACAAGUCGGAAGGCAGCGGAUCUAAUAGCGCGGGAGAGGAUGAAGUAGAGGGAGAGGACGAGAGAGAGGGAGAGGACGAGGAAGAUGUUGCGGGGGAAGCGACCGGGGAACGCACUGACGAGGGAUCGGGCUCGGAGGCGCUGCAGCCACCUCCAGCCUCACCGCUGCUCCUGCAGCCAAGUGCACGCGUCGAACUAGAGCAAAACUAG
Parnassius apollo (apollo) is the source of this 4428-nucleotide messenger RNA. The record is from the annotation of a GenBank genome assembly. NCBI's taxonomy places the organism in Eukaryota, Metazoa, Arthropoda, Insecta, Lepidoptera, Papilionidae.